GGCGCUCGCUGCAACUGUGCGCUUGCCCCGCCACGCUGGGCUCCUCCAUCGCGGCCGCCGCUCUCGAGCAGCUUCUCGUUGUGGGUGAGAGGCCCGGAGUCGAGGUCCCCCGGCACCGCGGAGCCUCCCCGGGAGCCGGCAGCGCGGCCUGGCCGCAGCCUCCUCCCGCUCCCUGGCUGCCGGGGAGACAGGGUGCGGGCAGGAUCCGCGGGCUCCGUCUCCCCUCUGGGGCAGCCGAGGUCCGGAGCGCUCCCACUGCUACCAGGGGACGAGUCCCGCACUCCUGAGGGUCCGCACACCUCAGCGGUCCUGCUCUGCCCUUCUCUUGCAAGUUUAUCUCCCGGGGAAGGAUGUCUUUAGGCGACACUUGUUCUAUUAGGCGGGAAAACUAUGUGAAAAAGAAUGUCUUAGAGAAUCAGACAAAUAUGACCUUGCUUGGAGACAGGUCAGUGUAGUAGUUGUUAGAAACCGCACCCCUUAGCCUAAGAAAGGACAUUUCUUGUUCAGCACAAAAACCAUUUAGGUAAUAAUUUCUGUUACGUUACGGUUAGCUUUUCCUUUUUAGAGGCCCUAAUUUAAAAUUUUCACAAUUUUUAUCAGAUAGGCUUGCAUAAGUGUUACUGUGAUGGCUGUUGAGUAGCAAUGAGAUUUAAAUUACUUAUAUUCUGUAUCCGAAGUCAUUGUCAGUGACUGGUCUUGGGCCUUGAAUUCUCUUCAUGCUUGCUGUCUAUAUCAGUGUCCCUUUAACACUAGUUCUUUUGCAUAAGUACAUUUUCUGCUGAUAAUUCUGGACCCUCAGGAAGUUUUUCACGGGGAAACAAUUUAUUCAGCCUUCUUGCUCUGAGUGUGAGUUACAAAAAUUUAUAGCUCUCCAGCCAGUUGACAAGCAGAAAUAAGUUUUUGCUCAUUCACUCACCAAAAGGAGACAAGCAAUGCUUGUGCUACUUUCUUGCAAAUUUACUAACUGGUUUUCACUUGGUUUGAGAGCUUGUUUUAGUAGAAGAGUCCAAGAUGCCUAUACUGAGGGUAGACACUGCCACUCAACUUUCUGAGAGAUGGUCCUUGGUGACAUGCCACUUGGGUUUGAACCAAAUGCUACCGCCCACCAGAUCUGUGACUUCCCACUGGUAACAUGGCCUGGAAAGUCAGACUGCUUAUCUGUGAAGUGCGAAUGUCAGUAUCCAAGGUCAUUAGGUUAUAAGGUGACAUGAGUCAGGUAAUGCACACAAAGCAGAAUCCCAGGAAACUCAUCUCACACAUGAAGAUUCAGGCCUUGAAUCCACUCAGAGUCCAUGCGAUGCCGUGGGAAUCAAGCCAGGAACAAUCUCUACAAGGUGACUAUUUUAAAUGCAAUGAAGAAGCUAAGACCUUUCUUAAAGACAUUGCUCUUGCUGUUAAAAAAUUGGAAGAAGUGAGAAAAACCACAAUCGAUUGUCUGGAAAUAGAAACGAUGGAACUCAGCAGAUUCUACUUCCUGCUGCAGACUCUGCCUGACAGGAUGAACAGGGAACUAGAAGAGAGUAUCAGAGAUGCUCGCAGGUUAAAUAUCUGUGAGAUAAACCAGAUGCAAACAAGAAUUAACAUGAGGGAUGAUGAAAUAACGUCUCUAAAGAAGACAAUAACCACCCUGAAAGAAGUGAAUGAAACUCUCGGUAUAAAGCAAGAAGAGUUGGCCCAGCGGCACGCAAAGUUCGUCCUGUCACUCAACCAAACGAUGGAAGAAAAAGCCAAGACCAUCAUUUACAUAAAUGAGACCUGUACCAGAAUAAACGCAGAGAGAGAAGAGACAGAGGUACAAAGAAAAUGUGUGCAAAAAGCGGAGGAGCUAAUGGCCAAAUACAUUGCGGAAUAUUUGGUAAAAAAACAGCAACUAAUCACUCAGAUUGAUGAACUUAAAAAAAUCUAUGAACUUACAAAAAAGGACACUUUUAAAAAGAAGGAAGAAUUGGAAAAAUUAAAAAGUAGAAUGUCAAAAAUGAAACAAACAGUUACCAUCAGCACAGUGGUUCUUAGUGAUCACAAUUUAGAGAUAGCACAACUACAAUCAUCAAUAAGGGAGUGGGAAGAAAAGGUGGAAGAAAUAACAGAAGCUUGUAAGAUUCUAGAAAAUAAAAUGAAUUUUUUUAUAACUCACAAGGAAAAACUGGAUGAUUCAUCACAAUAUGAAAAAAAUGAACACUUGCGUAAAAUAAAACAGCUGGCUGAAAAGCUGCACAAAGCUCAGUUAGAGAACAAAGAGCUACACGAGAAAUUGAACACUAUUCUACAACAGUAUAGGAUUGUGCUAACUGAGGAAGAUCAAGUUUUUUUGCAGAAACGGAAGAUCUAUGAUGAAAACCAGAGACAACUGGAGUUUAUUACACAAAAAGAAAACUUCCUAGCGCAAAGACAAAUAGACAUCAAAAAUAUGGAAGAAGGACUCAUUACACUUAAUGAUCUUCAAAAAGCAACAAAAGAUGUGUUUCAAAAACAAGUAAAAAUUCAGAGUGAUAACCUGGAAAGAGAAAAUCAGAGAUGUGUUAUAACUCAGUGGAAACUAGCUUGUGCAAGAAAACAGCAUGUACAAUGGCUAGCCCAGAAAACAGCUGAAAUAGAAGCAAUUUCAGAUAAAAUUAAUCAGGCAGAACAGAGACGAAAUGAACUAUUGGAAGAGACUAAACUUAGAGAAAUGGAGAUCAAUGAAUUUGUGACACAGAUCGAAAAACUUACAGCACAAUUAAAAGAAGAAGAGAAGGAAAUUAUAACUGAGGAGAAAAAGUUAAUUCAUGAGUUAAGCAUAUAUGAGGAUUUAAUUUUUAAGGAAACAAAAAUUAGCAAAGAAACGGAAGAAAAGCUUAAUGAUAGUCUUCCACACCUUCAUAUGGCAGAAGAAGAGUACACAGAAAAACACAGGAGGCUACAAGAGCUCUAUAGGAUUCUUACAGCACAAAAGCAGGAGGAGACUUUGCUGAACAAUUACAUUUCUCAUGUUACAAGGGACUUUUCAAGAUAUGUUGAAAACAGGGAGAAAGUGAAGGAAGAAUUACAAGAAGUACGAGAUCAAGAAAGCCAAAAACUCAAAGAACAUUUUGAAAUUCUAAAGAACUUAGAAAAUGAAGUCUAUUUGUAUGACCAAAAAGUAGAGCUUUUGCUUCUGGAAAAUAAAAGAUUAAAAGAAUACAUUUCAAACUUGAAAAACGACACAGAGGAAUACAGAAGAAGACAAGACUUCCUCACAUACAACGCGAAGGACCUGUCCUGGGAACUCAUAGUGCAGCACACACAAUAUAUACACCUGUGGGCAGAAUUUAAAGCCACGGUUAAGGACUUGGUGCACAAUGGUAAAAAUACCUUGAGUGAAAUAAAAAAUCUAAUAGACAAGCUGUGCACAAGGGAUGAAAAAAUUGAGUCCAUCAGUCUUUGGCUACAAGGGAAUUUUGAGGACCUGCGUAAUCUUACAAAAGAAGAAUCGCCAACCAGUCUUCCAAAGAAAAAAGUCAAGCACACCAAAAGGAGUCCAUUUCUUACAAAAGAAAACUGCAUUUAUGAAAAAUAACAAGAUAACUCAAAUAUACAAUUGCUGUGAAUUCAAAAGGCAUAAACAAAACUCAGGAAAAAGUGAGUACACUUAUUUUCAUAUUUUGAAAUCUUCAACAUGUGAGCUUUAAAUAUGCCUCACCCUAUUACGCAGUUAAAAAAAAGUGAAUAGCCUUCAAAACAAUACAAUGCAUGAACACAGAUUAGGGUAAGUGCUCAAUAUUCUAUUUUACUUCCAUGGCUGUGACUAGUAUAAACAUCAUACGUAUAAAAAACUAAUCACAAGGAAACUGUUUGCAUACUCUUGUUUCAUUAAAUCUAGGAAGCCAUCAGUCAUAAGAUGUACCCUAGUUUAGAAAUGUCACAGUGCGAAAGUAUCAUGGGAUUAAUGAAAUAUAGCAUAUAGUUUUCCCUGAAAAUGGAUGUAAGAGAAAGAGAACAUAUGAAUAUAUGUAUUUAUUCAUUUGAGAAAAAAGACUUAGUACUUAACAUCUUUAAAUUACUUUCAUAUUUAAUAUUGUAAAAACCAACCACAUGUCAGAACGUUUGAGUUUUUUGUAGUUAUGUUCUUUUUUACUGUUUUCUUUACAGGAACAAUAAUCUGAACAUGUCCUCCACCAAACUAUAAACAGAAAACUUACUCUAUAAAUUAUGCUCUAUUUUUGCAAUAUUAUCAAAAUACUGUAUUGGUGAAAAUAAAUAGAUAACAAAAAACAA
This is a messenger RNA of Chinchilla lanigera (long-tailed chinchilla), 4233 nucleotides long. RefSeq names its product coiled-coil domain containing 175 (gene Ccdc175). The record is from RefSeq and is a predicted model, not a curated record. NCBI's taxonomy places the organism in Eukaryota, Metazoa, Chordata, Mammalia, Rodentia, Chinchillidae. The transcript has 20 exons. Bases 1208 to 3535 code for a protein of 775 amino acids.